Molecule: messenger RNA, 1643 nt
Organism: Alexandromys fortis (reed vole)
Lineage: Eukaryota; Metazoa; Chordata; Mammalia; Rodentia; Cricetidae
Gene: Mroh8
Product: maestro heat like repeat family member 8
Exons: 13
Coding region: 1-1521 (506 amino acids)
Cellular component (GO): cytoplasm
Source: RefSeq, a predicted model, not a curated record
AUGUUCAACCAGCAGGUGGAGCAGGCGCGACACCAAAGCAGCUCAGGCUCAGUACGCUACCAGCAAAUGUGUAAGGCAGCCGGACUAGCUUGGCCCUGGUGCCUUGUGCCUCUGAGCAGAAUUUGCCUGCGAGGGGCCAGUGGCACAGAAGAAGUGGUGAUCCCUUGUGCUUCUGACAGUGACUCAGGAAGUGUAGACCUGCAGCUGAACAACUUAGAGGACAGCCAGAAAGACACAGCUAAUGAUGAUUUUGCAGAUCUGAACAUCUCUGACAUCUCUGGACUCACUCAGGUGCCCCCUCCAGAUAGCCUUGGAUCCCUGACUUUCCAGGCACCCUUCAAUGAGGCCAGUGUUGAGACACUGGUCCAGUCCAUCCAGGAGGUUUUACGUGGUGAGCUAAAGGGUGAACCUGAAAAGUUGAAGUUUCUAAGAUCUUUGUCUGCUCUGAGCCAAACUUUAAAUUAUGAUGAAACUACAGAAUCUUUUGUUCACCGCCACGUGGCAGAAAUAGUGCAUCUCCUAAGUGUGCUGCUCCAAAAGGAGCCUCUGGACUGUCUAUCCAGCAUGGUGCGCCAGGAGCUCUUUGUCACCAUCACUGACUUCAGUUACCAAGAUAUGUACCUGUUGUUUGGCUCUGAAGACCGAGAAGACUUGCUUGGUCUUACCAUCAAAAGUAUAUUCUCUCUGCCUGCCAUAGGCACCCUUACCCAGCUGCCGCACACGGUGUCAAGCCAGACUAGUCACCCAGAGCAGAAGGACCUGAGCCGGAGUGGGCCUGAAGAAGCAAGCUCCAUGGGAGCGGGAGCAGGAGCGGAUCCCCUUCAGGGACAUUGGCAGACUGGAACUGAGCCAGCCACCUGGGCCAGAGCAGACCUGAGACAGGGAACUCCACAAGAACAGUGUCUCUACAGACAGACGUUCCAGGCCUUCUCUAUGAUGCUGCAGAGCCUGGUGGUAAAAGACCCACAUCUGGAAAAUUUUGACAACAUUUUUAAGCACAUGGACCCCUGGUUACAGUCAGACAAAGACCAUGAGCGAGAACGGGCUACAGCCAUCAUGGCCCAAGUCCUCAAAUGCUUAUCCUGUUAUCUCAACCUGAAGUUUCCCCUGCAGUUCCAAAAGCUUGGACAUCUGGUGGCUCUGAUGGCACUGCUGUGUGGGGACCCAGUGAAAGAGGUGGCUGAAGAGGCUGCAGAGGGAACACAUUACCUGCUCCAUAUCAUUAUGAAACUGAAAUAUGCCACACAGGACAAAAACAAUGGCAAGAGCUUGAGAGAAAUUUUGAAAAGGUGCAGGGAGCUGCUGGGGCACUACAGUGUCAAACAGUUCUACUCUUGUCCCUUCAAAAUUGUCCAGGUCUUUGAAGUUUUCCUUGAUUCAGAAGAACUCAGACAGUUCAUAAUUACUACAUUGGACAGCCUGAAAAGCCUGUCCCGUCCCUGUACCCAGCAGACAGCAGGAGAGUUGUUGAUAACUUUGAUGACGCAUGCAGAGGACCGAUUUGAGAAGGCACCUGGCUGAAUUGUGGAGAACCCUGAACAUAGAACUGUCUAAAACGACCUGGGUCCUCUGGAGGCUCAUGAGAAAGCUGCAGAAAUGCCAUGAUGUGACCACCCACGAGAAGAUGGCCUAUGUGGCUGUUG